Molecule: messenger RNA, 1374 nt
Organism: Racocetra fulgida
Lineage: Eukaryota; Fungi; Glomeromycota; Glomeromycetes; Diversisporales; Gigasporaceae
Source: the annotation of a GenBank genome assembly
AGUACUCAGACCUUGAUUCUGAGCAAUAUAUUGAUAAUGCUAUUCACAUUCUUGAUUUGUCCAAAUCAGGGGAGAGACAGGAGGAUACCUUAAUUCCUGAAACAUCAACAGCCAAUAAAUUAGAGGAUUAUAAAUUUGCUUCAAGACAGAGCACGCCUCUUUAUCAAAUAACUAGUAAUUCACGAACUUUAAAUCCUUGGAUGAAUGUAUUUGACCGUCAAUAUGAGAUUACUUCUAAAAAAGUUCACUUACAACGGGAGCCUAACGUUUUACUUCUCACAAUUUUAUUGAUGGCAGCAUUUCAUCAAAAUUUAUUUUUAGUCACGCCAUGUAAUGAUACUCGCAUUUUCAAAAAUUGCCCUCCAGAGUUUAAUCGCAAUCACACAAUUGAAUUCUUUGCCAAAGUCCUUCCACCAAGGCAGGUGUUAGUAGAAACAUUUGAAAAGGAUAUCGGAAUUAUACAGAAAAUGGUACAUCCAGACAGUGAACCAUUAAACUCUGAUGGAGAUUAUGAAUAUAGUUAUGUUGAAUUCGCAAAACCUGCUAUACCACUGUGGACCCAUUCUCGAUAUCGGACGAGAAGAAAAUCUUAUCUAUGUAAUAAUAUAGAACAGCAUUUACCAGAUGCAGUAUUUUUAGCGCCUAAAUUAAGGACAGUCAAAAAUGGUGUCUGGACUGAUACCAAUAGUGCUGCAAAUAGCGCAAAUGGCAUAAACAAUACAGGUGCAGCAUCAUUCACAGUUGGAUCCUCAUCAUAUCCGGAAGAACUAAAAAAAUUGCGAUUUUCUGGCAUUAAUGGAUGCCCUGAAACUUCCACAGCGCUUAGUCCUAUCUUUCACUCCAAGUCUACCAGGGCUUAUCAAUCAAAAACUUCCCUAUUUUUUCCAUUGAUCAUUAAUGAUGGUGAACACAAAAAUUAUGCCGUUUGUGCCGGGAAAAUGAUAACGGUGGAUCAUGGAAAGUCACACGUUGCAGAACAUGUCACAUGUCUUAUCGGUCCUCCAAAUGCGACCAAUAAUGUCGGAGAUGUGAUUCUUUCAAUUUUUGCAAACAAAAUAAUAGAACGAGAAGGCAUUUGGCAUGUACAUGUAAAUUUGACAGAAUACCCACUUUUCUAUGUAAAACCUUUGGAAAUCGAUAAGAGGUUGAUUAAUUCAAUUAGAUACUUUCUGAGACAAGCAUUAUUUGAAAAAGAGCCUAAGGUAGAGAACAUAAGAGACGACUAUUCAAAGAAAAAUCUACCGUAUUUACUAACUCAACAGGAAAUGAUUAAAGUUUGGGAACAAUGUAAAAUUACGCCAGAUUAUGCUGGAAAAUUGUUGAUUUUGAAUCAGUUUAAACGUGGAAUAGACGUUGAUGGCAAUAUGAUCAAUA